AUGAAAAAAAUCCAACUGCCGGCCCCAAUCAGGGAAAUCCCCAACCACAAAUGUGGGCUCCCAAUUCACGGGGAAACCCUGUCGUACCGCAUCCACAGCGGCUUGUUCGUGGGCUUCCGCCGGCGGCUGUGGAAAUGGAAAACCGUCAGCAACUCAAUUCCGGAAAGCAGGACCGUACUCAAGUCCACGGCCCAAAUUUACAUCGAGGAGCAGCGCCACUUUCAUCGCCACCCCUGUAUAAUCCAUCCCUACAGUCAGGCGCGCUUCCUGUGGGAAAUGUUCAUGAUUCCCGUUUUUGUUCUCCUGUUCAUCACAAUACCGGUCGUGCUCUCCAACUCCAAAGUCAAUAGUGGAAUAGUGGUGGUCUUCUACAUCAAGCUGGGCCUGGAUGCCAUUUCCUUCCUGGACAUAAUGCUCAAUUUCUGCACCGGGUACUACGAUGUGAAGCAGCAGAAAAUCGUCUUGUCGGCGAAGGAAAUUGCAAAAAGUUACAUCCUCUCCUAUUUUAUCUUUGACGUUAUUUCGUCUACACCGUGUCAUAUGAUAUUACAUUGGCUGAGACGGGAUGAGGAUAACGUCUGGGAAAUGCUAACUUUGCUGAAACUUGUGCGGUUGCCGACACUUGUCAAUUAUUUGCGCAAAUUGGGAGAGCGGUGGAAAAUGACGUCCGCCAUGAAGUUCAUUUGCUUCUUCCUGUGGGUGUCAGUUUUGUUAAUUUGGCUCACAAGUCUGGUCUUUUUGGUCAUGAGAAUGUGGCACUCUCGUUCAAUGGUUAAGGCAAGAAUCGACAAAUUUCCCAUGCUUUUCACAUUCUUUCGAGUCGUGAGAUGCAUGAUGUUAGUCGGCGUAACCGAGAAAAUGAACACCAGUACUGUGGUGAUGGUUUUCCAAAUCGGUGGUUUCGCAAUGGGCGCUAUUUUACAAAUUGUGAUAUUAUCGAAACUGAUGCAGUUGUUCCAAAAGCGGGCCAGUUCCAAGAGCAAAUACAACACUCUCAUUGAAGAAAUCGGAGAAUAUAUGAAAUUCAAGGAACUGCCAACGCAGCUGAAAGACCGCAUUCUGAAAUACGUGGACUUUAAGUUCCAAAAGCACAUUUUCCGGGAGGAGGACGUCCUGAAUAAUUUAUCCUCGGUCCUGAAGCAGGACAUUUUGAUACACAGGUGCCAGAAAAUGGUGGAGAAAGUGGAAUUUUUCAAGGACUUGCCCACUCAUGUCUUACUUCGAAUUGUGACAAAACUACGAUCUGAGAUUUUUUUGCCCAAUGAUGUGAUCGUUCUGGCCGGAUAUGCAGGACAUGCGAUGUAUUUUAUCUACAUGGGGACAGUGGCCGUGUUUACGGGACACGGGAAAGAGAUUUGUCACUUGGAGGACGGUGGGCAUUUCGGUGAAAUUGCCCUGGUGAUUAACGAGCCACGUGUUGCCACUGUCAUUGCUGUGAAAGAAUGCGAGUUGUUCAAGUUGAGUCGGAGGGAUUUUCAAGAGGCGAUUGAGCCGUUUCCUGAACUUAAUAAAAAAAUACGGCAGUUGGCAAUGCUCAGGCUUGAGAGCACGCUGCAGAUUUUGUCGGAGAAUAAAGAGGAGAUAAGAAUACGACACGAGUCGAUGGUGGAGACCGAGGAUGAUGAGUUUAUUGAUACUAUUUCGAUUUAGUUUGGAAAAUUGUUGUAAAUUAAAAUAAAUGUUGUAUUUUUUGUUCCAAUUAAAGAAAUGUUUAAAAGUGA
Messenger RNA from Tribolium castaneum (red flour beetle), 1721 nucleotides. RefSeq names its product potassium/sodium hyperpolarization-activated cyclic nucleotide-gated channel 1. Lineage: Eukaryota; Metazoa; Arthropoda; Insecta; Coleoptera; Tenebrionidae. Gene Ontology annotation, cellular component: HCN channel complex. Bases 1 to 1650 code for a protein of 549 amino acids. The record is from RefSeq and is a predicted model, not a curated record. The transcript is spliced from 4 exons. Gene Ontology annotation, molecular function: voltage-gated potassium channel activity. Gene Ontology annotation, biological process: regulation of membrane depolarization; sodium ion transmembrane transport; potassium ion transmembrane transport.